GCUCUACUUCCCCUUAUUCCCCGCAGUCAGAAGACAGGACCUCAGAACUCUCAGUUUCCGUCGGACCAGAGCUCGCUGUAAACAUGGUUGAUAGAAACAUUGCACUGGAGGCUUUGGGAGCGCUCUGCAAUGGCCAUGUGACGUCUGUCCAGAAACAAAGUUCACCAGCUGCUUUCGCCAGAGCGAGCUUUCCUGCGGGAAUACAGCAGCAGCUGUCCAUCAACCUUCUCGUCUCUACUAUCACGGAUGCAGAUGAAACCUCCCCAGCGUCAAGAUCCAGCUUCUACCACAUCAAGUCAAUCCUGGAAAGCUGUCCUGCAGCUGACUUUCCUGCACUGGAUGAGCCGGUUGUGAAGAAUCUGAUUAUCGAUGAGGACGAGUUCUUUGCCCCCCAGUAUGACUAUGAUUUCACCAAGCUGACUGAGACCGAGACCUAUUGGAGAGGCGGAGAGAAAUAUGAGCGUCCAUGCGGUUGGUACCGAUUUGGACUCAAGGUGCUGGACAAGUAUUGUGAAAACACCUGGCUGGGAACUGUGUACCGAGGCACCCAGUCGUGCCCAGGGGAGUGGCCUGUGUCUUACCACGGGACGUCAAAGCAAGGUGCUGAAGGCAUCAUCGGAGAUCACUACAAGCCAGGACCAGGGCAGGCGUAUGGCAGGGGGAUUUACUCCACACCGGACAUAAGUGAGGCAAACCAAUACGCCAAAACGUUCACCUCCGGCACGAAUGGCAAGAAGUACAAAGUGAUUCUGCAGAAUCGAAUUAAUCCUAAGUACAGAAAGAAAUACUUAAACGACAGGUACUGGCUGGUCCCCAUCCCAAAGGGAACAUCAGAUGCAGCAGAGCAGGAGAUGGUAAAUAGGGCCAUCCGCCCUUAUGGCCUUCUGCUGAGAGAGGUCUAACAAAGGAAGGUCUCACUCACACACACACACAUACACACAUCUGGUGAGUUGUUGGGCUUUGAAACAGUUCCUAUCUUUUUGUAAUCCAAACAAAGUACUCUGAUGCUGUCACAUUUCAUUUGCAUAUUAAGAUGAAUAUGGAAAAGUAACAUCACAGCUGUAUGUGUGUUAUUUAGACAGAUGGAAUAAACAACG
This is a messenger RNA of Paralichthys olivaceus (Japanese flounder), 1097 nucleotides long. RefSeq lists its product as uncharacterized. NCBI's taxonomy places the organism in Eukaryota, Metazoa, Chordata, Actinopteri, Pleuronectiformes, Paralichthyidae. The record is from RefSeq and is a predicted model, not a curated record.